AUGGUUUUACUGGCGCUCCGCAACAGAAGAUGUCUUCACGGCUGCUGUGUGGGGACGCUGUGUGCGCAGCUGGUGCUGUGGAUUUUAUGCUCCGUGAACGGAGAGGAGCAGCCGUUCAGCGUGGAGGCAUGGCUCCAGAGGUACGGCUACCUCCCUGCUGCAGACCCCAGAAUGUCAGUGCUGCGUUCUGCCCGAGUCAUGCAGUCGGCUAUCGCUGCCAUGCAGCGCCGCUACGGCCUCAAUGUCACAGGGACUCUGGACAGCAACACUAUAGAGUGGAUGAAGAAGCCCAGAUGUGGGGUUCCUGACCAGAUAGGGGGAGCGUCCAAAUUCAGUGUCAGGAAACGGCGGUACGCCCUCACAGGACAGAAGUGGCAGCACAAACAUAUCACGUACAGUAUAAAGAACGUGACGCCCAAGGUGGGCGCUGAUGAGACCCACGAUGCCAUUCGGCGAGCCUUUGACGUGUGGCAAAAUGUGACGCCGUUGCGCUUCGAAGCUGUGCCCUACAGUGAGCUGGAGAGGACCAAGAAAGACGUGGACAUCACCAUCAUCUUCGCUUCAGGUUUCCACGGCGACAGCUCACCCUUUGACGGCGAGGGUGGCUUCCUGGCUCACGCCUACUUCCCAGGGCCGGGAAUAGGAGGCGACACACACUUUGACUCAGAUGAGCCGUGGACGCUGGGAAACCCCAACCAUGACGGUAACGAUUUGUUCCUGGUAGCGGUCCAUGAGCUCGGCCAUGCUCUGGGCCUCGAACACUCCAACGAUCCCACGGCCAUCAUGGCUCCUUUCUACCAGUACAUGGACACUGACAACUUUAAACUGCCCGUGGACGACCUUCUGGGCAUCCAGAAGAUUUAUGGGCCUCCCGAUAAGAUUCCCCAGCCCACCAAGCCUUUGCCGACGGCACCCCCUCCCCGCUCCCAUCCUCCUUCAGACCCCCGUAAGCCAGACAGGCAGACGCGACCUCCGAGGCUGCCCCCAGGGGACAGACCGUCCCACCCCAACGCUAAACCCGACAUCUGUGAUGGAGGCUUCAACACCCUGGCCAUACUGAGGAGAGAGAUGUUCGUCUUCAAGGACCACUGGUUUUGGCGGGUUAGGGAUAAUUCAGUAAUGCCGGGAUACCCGAUGCUCAUCAGUGUUUUCUGGAGGGGCCUGCCGCCCAGGAUAGACGCCGUCUACGAGAACAGCGAGGGCAAGUUUGUCUUCUUCAAAGGAAAGCAGUUCUGGGUGUUUAAGGACACCGUGUUGCAGUCUGGAUACCCCAAGGACAUCACCCAGUUCGGCCACGGCAUGCCGGCCCAGAGCAUCGAGACUGCUGUGUGGUGGGAGGACGUGGCCAAGACCUACUUCUUUAAAGGGGACAGGUACUGGCGCUACAAUGAGGAAAUGAGAACCAUGGACCCAGGCUAUCCUAAAGCCAUCACGGUGUGGAGAGGUGUGCCUGACUCGCCACAGGGGGCCUUCGUCGACAAAACCAAUGGUUUCACCUACUUCUACAAGGGGAAGGAGUACUGGAAGUUCAACAACCAGUUUCUCCGGGUGGAGCCGGGCUACCCGCGCUCCAUCCUCAAGGACUUCAUGGGCUGCGAGCUGGCGCCCGUUGACCCCGCCCGCCCGCCAACCGACGACGGCGACUCGGACGUGGUGAUCGAGCUGGACAACGAGGCCAACACGGUGAAGGCCAUCGCCAUCGUCAUCCCCUGCGUGCUCGCGCUGUGCCUGCUGGUGCUGGUCUACACUGUGGUGCAGUUCAAGAGGAAGGGUACGCCACGCCACAUACUGUACUGCAAACGCUCCAUGCAGGAGUGGGUCUGAAACGUCGCAGAGAGUUGGGCGAGGGUGGGAGGAGAGACUGGUGAAAAAGGAUGACAGCCCCCACUUUCAUAGAGAGGACAGUGGACUUUGGACAUCUUUAGAAUAACACACAGCCACGCCUCCUCCGUUUGGGUGAUCUGAUACCUUCGUUCAGACCCGCAGAAACAGCAAGAGCACCUGUCAGUGGACCCUCGUUCAAAAGGCGACCCCCGGACUCAAAGUUGACUCCGCUAACCCCCGGCCUUUUUAACAAACGGGGGGGGGGGCCAAAGUGACAGUUUGUGGGGGAUCUUUGCCUGAAAUGACAUUCAGUCCCAGUCAAAACAAAAAAAAAAACAAAACAAAACAAAAAAACGGGGGUCGGCAUCACUUUAUAUCUCAGACAUUUGACUUCCUGUCCCCUUCAUCUUCUCUAGCUCUGCGCGACCGCUCUUAAUCAGAGGGAGGCUCUCUUCCCACAGGGCACUGCAUUUCAUCUGUCAUAUCAGGUUGUUGAUUAAACAACAGUUUUAUAUUUUCUGAUCUUGGUGCCCCCCUGCUUCACUCUGCUCUCAAAAGAUUCACAGUCCCAGAUAAACACAUUACUAAUCUUCAAUCCCCAUUCUGUUUGUUUUUUCCUUUUUUUAAAAAUGUCUAAUUUUUUUAUUUGAUUCUUUUGAGAAAGGAGGUCCUCACUGUUCCCUUUAACACGCUUCUGAAGAAGAGACCAAACUAAACCAAAUAAAAUCUAUUUCUCUCCAAAGAGGAUCACAUCAUUUUCUUUUUCUUUUUUUUUGUUCUCAUUUCAGUUCAUCCUUCCUUCUCUUCUCUGGAUCCUUGCGGCCAUUAAGAGUCGGGGAGCUCUGACUGUUGUGGCAGUCUGUUCGAGACACAGGGGCCAAAUUAUUCUGCAAUAUUUUAACUCGCCUUAAUUAUAGAUCAUACUACUUGUGCUUGAUUUUUUUGGUUUUGUUUUCUUUUUUUGGUAUACCGCUGUUUGUCUGUAACAGAAGCUAAUUGAAAGCUUCUUGUGAUUGGUAUUUCUGGAUUUUAUUAUUUUAUUAUCUCAGCACUGGCUUGCUGAGCUGCUCUGGACAGAAUACACAGUAGGGUCAGCCUGUACUGAGAGUAAUGUGUUGAAUCCUAAGAAGAUGUUGGAAGGGUCUGGAGUAAAGCCACUUUUUUGUGUGUUAAGAUAUUUGUAGCUUGUAUUAUUUCCAUAGGACACAGGCUCAUGAAGAGCUUGAUAGUCUUGUUAUUGGAUUUGCUGAUGUGAUUUUUUAUUUUUAUUUUUUUUUUAAAUUUCCUUUUUUGUACUUGGCCCAUUGUCCCCUCAGUUUGAAGACACGUGCAUCCAAAAUGGUCAUUGAAUAUGGUUAUAUGUGAAUGGACAGACCGCUUUUUUUUAAAGAAAUCCUGUUGACUGCCUUGUUUGAGAGAGCUCACAGUUCCCAGAAUGCUCUUGUCUCCUGACUGAUGACCCCAAAGUGAGACACCAAGUCAAGAUCAGUGCCUGUGUCAACGUGCAUGCAAGCAUUUACUGUACAACCGGUUCUGCUCAACGUGGCUUUGGAAGCCCUCGAAAGCUGGGGAGGAAGUUUUCUCUUUUCUGAAUACCGUUUGCUUUUAUUUUUGUACAUUUUAAGCGUACCCCAACCCCUCCUUUGCUCCCCCUUACCUCCAGGUACAGUUAACUCUAAGAAAAACAAAGGGUUCAGGUGGUACAUCUUUGGGAGAUCAGAUGGGUGAUUGGCAAAUGAAAUUGGCCUCAAAAACACCAACCAAGCGUCAGUAGUGUCCUCACUGUCCUGGCGAGCAGUCUUUGAAUGUGUGUCUGUUUUCAUGAUCAAAUACUGGUUUCUCUGUCUUUCCUGUUUUCUGCUUAACUGAAAUUGGACAUCUCACAGUGACUUCUUUGUGUAAGACUUUGGGACAAUGGAGAAACGUGUCCUGACAGAAUGAAUAAAUUGAUCAAUAU
Messenger RNA from Xiphias gladius (swordfish), 3781 nucleotides. Its product is annotated as matrix metalloproteinase-16-like. The transcript has 10 exons. The coding region runs from base 1 to 1824 and encodes 607 amino acids. The record is from RefSeq and is a predicted model, not a curated record. Gene Ontology annotation, biological process: proteolysis; extracellular matrix organization; collagen catabolic process. Lineage: Eukaryota; Metazoa; Chordata; Actinopteri; Istiophoriformes; Xiphiidae. Gene Ontology annotation, cellular component: extracellular matrix. Gene Ontology annotation, molecular function: metalloendopeptidase activity; zinc ion binding.